Hirsutella rhossiliensis is the source of this 1689-nucleotide messenger RNA. Its product is annotated as ent-kaur-16-ene synthase. Gene Ontology annotation, molecular function: terpene synthase activity; magnesium ion binding. The transcript is spliced from 7 exons. Gene Ontology annotation, biological process: diterpenoid biosynthetic process. The coding region runs from base 1 to 1689 and encodes 562 amino acids. Lineage: Eukaryota; Fungi; Ascomycota; Sordariomycetes; Hypocreales; Ophiocordycipitaceae. The record is from RefSeq and is a predicted model, not a curated record.
AUGGCGAUGAAUAACGAAAAAAUGUCCCGUUUCAAACCAGAGUCCUUGUACGAGCAGAAGCCAUCGUCAGCGAUUCACUCGCUCGAGGCCUUUGUCGGCAAGAUCGACUUUGACCAGGUUUCCCAUCACCUCUGGCAAGGUUCCAUGAUGGCUUCGCCCUCGUCUACUGCCGCCUAUUUAAUUCACGCAUCACACUGGGACGAAGAAGCCGAAGCGUACCUCCGCCACGUUAUCAAGGCCGGUGCUGGGCAUGGCAGCGGCGGAAUCCCCGGAACAUUUCCGAUAACGCAUUUUGAGUACAGUUGGGUUCUGGCGACACUACUUCGGAGCGGCUUUUCCAAGUUGGAUCUAGAAUGCGCGGAACUACAAUGCAUGGCAAAUACCCUCCGCAAGGCCUUUGAAGAAGAAGGUGGCAUCAUUGGGUUUGCAAUAGCCCCGCGCGCCCCAGACGUGGAUGAUACAGCCAAAGGCCUUUUGGCUCUAAGCCUGCUGGAUCACCAAGUUAGCCCGGAUCGAAUGAUUGAGGGCUACGAAGGACAGGAUCAUUUCAUUACAUUCGGCUCAGAACGGGAUCCGAGUCUCACAUCCAACUGUCACGUCCUCGUCGCCCUUCUUCACCAGCCAGAUGUUUCUUGUUACCAUUCGCAAAUCUUAAAGACGACCAAAUACAUCUGUGGACACUGGUGGUCCAGUGAUUGCCAUGUAAAGGACAAAUGGCACCUGAGCCACCUGUAUCCGACCAUGCUCUUAGCAGAAGCCUUUACACUGUUCCUUGAACUCCUAGACGGUGGUGCCCUUUCUGAUAUUGUCAGUCAGGAACUUCAUUCGAGAGUUUGCAUUUCCUUGUUUCAGGCUUGCUUCCGGACGCUGAUGGAGCAAGAAGAGGACGGCUCUUGGGGCGGGCUCCCAGAGCAAACCUGUUAUGCCAUCCUGACGCUAGCCGAGGCCCGAAAGGGAUUAUUUUUCCGGGAUCUGCUGGUCCAGAUACAAGCUGCUAUUGACCGUGGGGUUCUUUUUCUGGACUCCCGUGAUUACCAGCGAAUGGAUCACGGCUGGGCCUCGAAAACAGCUUAUCGAGUUGCUUUUGUCGCAGAAGCGUAUGAGAUUGCCGCUCUCAACGUUCCUCAUGUGAAGCAGACCAUUGGAGCUGUUGGCCAUAGUCUCCCACCUGCUCUCACCGCGACAGAGCUGAAUGGAGACGAGAUCCACAUAGCCGAGGACAAGUAUCUAAACAUCAUCCCCUUUACGUGGAUUGGUUGUAACAACAGGAUCGACGAACUCAUCGAGGCUGUCGCUUCGCCUGCUAUCAAAGAUGUCUCUAUCCUACAUGAACUAAUCGAUCAGAUCAUUGAUGGCACGGUUCAACAGCAGAGCAGCGAUCCAUCUAAUAACACGAAUCGCUUCAAAAAUGCUCAAUCAACCACCGGUGACCUUGUCGGAAGCAAUUCGCUAGCGCCCCAGGAAGUCAGCGUUCCUUUGACUCGCUUCGUGGCAUAUGUUCUCAACCACGAGCUAGUUUUGACCAGCAGUGCUUGGGAUCGCCAGAACUUGUAUCAUGAGCUGCGAGCUUUUCUGCAUGCCCAUGCAACUCAAGCUGAGGAAAAUUCACGGUUUGAGCAGCAAGGGCUGCAGAACAACACUGUCUACACAUCCGCCAGGCGAUCCUUUUUCAACUGGGUUCCGGCAUAG